This is a messenger RNA of Entrophospora candida, 771 nucleotides long. The record is from the annotation of a GenBank genome assembly. NCBI's taxonomy places the organism in Eukaryota, Fungi, Glomeromycota, Glomeromycetes, Entrophosporales, Entrophosporaceae.
AUGGGUCUUGGCUUUAGUUGCCUUGGUUUUAGUGCAGGAUCUUGGAUAGUUUCUACUGCGAUUUCUUGUUUUUCUGCUGCAGCUUGUAAUUUAGCUUGCAAAUCAUGUAAUUGUAAUAACUCGAUAGCUACAAGAGUUGGUUAUGCCCUUGCAUGGCUAAUGUUAUCAGAUUGGGCAAUUAAACAAUUAGAAAAAAUAACACAUCUGCAUUUAAAUUGUCCUGAGGAAACUUGUUAUGGUGUUCUUGCUGUACAUCGUAUAUGUUUUGCGCUUUCACUUUUCCAUUUAAUUCUAGGGUUAUUGGUAUUUAAAGUUAAUAGCACUCGUGAUAAAAGAUCUUCUAUUCAGAAUGGUACAAUUUUAUCUAUUCAUCCUGUAAUCCAAGAAGAAAAUUCUCGAUCAGGUCUUUCACAAGCAUCAAUGGUGGCUUUUUAUUGUACAUACCUUAUUUUAAUUUGUAAUCCUUUAUUAGAUACUGCAAAUGGAACCAGAGUCACCACUGUGGUUAUUGGAGCUUUGUUCACUUUUAUGGCAAUUGCUUAUUCUACAUCGAGGGCAGCUACACAAGAUAUUACUUCCGGAACACGAUCUGGUUCACUAUUGGCUGCUGUUGAAAAUGGGAAUACUAUUCAAAUUACCGGAUCAGACGAAUUGGUUAUAAUUGGCAGAAGCCUUAUAUCUGUUUGGGUCAAAGUUGUUUGUAGUUGGAUUUGUUUGUUGUUAUAUUUUUGGUCACUUCUUGCGCCAGUUUUAUUACCCGAAAGAUUUGAG